Molecule: messenger RNA, 1677 nt
Organism: Erigeron canadensis
Lineage: Eukaryota; Viridiplantae; Streptophyta; Magnoliopsida; Asterales; Asteraceae
Product: inositol-pentakisphosphate 2-kinase-like
Exons: 8
Coding region: 144-1535 (463 amino acids)
Biological process (GO): inositol phosphate biosynthetic process
Cellular component (GO): nucleus
Molecular function (GO): inositol-1,3,4,5,6-pentakisphosphate 2-kinase activity; ATP binding
Source: RefSeq, a predicted model, not a curated record
GACGAACAUGUUCUUGUUUUUUCAAUCAACCGCCCACUUGCUGUCCCUCAUUCAACUCAAAAAAGUCUCAAACCUUUACUCAACCCUUCUUCUUCUUCUGUGUUUUCUUGCUCUUACUUCCUUGAUUGCAUUCUCAAAGGAAGAUGGUGGGGAUGGUUUUAGAGGCAAAAGAUGCAGGAGAUUGGGUUUAUAGAGGAGAAGGAGGUCUUAAUAUUGUUCUUGCUUACAAAGGAUCCUCACCCAACUUUAUUGGCAAAGUGUUACGGGUGCGAAAGCUUAAGCGGAAUGCAUCUGAAUAUGAGAAAGCUCCUUCAGUGUUAUCCAAGCAUGAGUGCCUUAUAUGGAAAGAUGUAGGAGAGCUUUUAUCUGCUCCAACAAAGGAUGUCGCAAAUCAUAUGUAUGCGCAGCUUGUAAUGUGUCCAUUAUUAGGCUCUCAACAUGUUGAUGCUGGGGUUCGUGUUAUGGUGAGCAAGGAAUUUCUAGAGUCGCUACAUAAUGAUGUUUUACUUGAGCGACCUUCUUGGCGAGUGGACAGUGGUAGGAUUGAUUACCUGCGUGACUCAGCAAUUCUCAUGUCUGACCAUUCAAUUUUUCCCCAUGCUGUCCAUGAAAAAGAAAUUUGCAUAUCGGUUGAGAUAAAGCCAAAGUGUGGAUUUCUUCCAAUUUCAAGAUAUAUCAGGGAGGAAAACUCAGCCAAGAAAAGAAUAUCCCGCUUCAAGCUGCACCAGAUCCUCAAAUUUCAUCAAAGAAAGGUACCUCAAAUAAGUGAAUAUGACCCCUUGGAUAUGUUUUCUGGGUCGAAAGGAAGAGUGUUAAAAUCAGUCAAGGACCUCUUUCUUACCCCUCAGAACAAUUUCCGGGUAUUCUUAAAUGGUUCACUUAUAUUAGGGAGUUUGGGUGGUGAGGCUGAUGAUACUGAUAUUCAAAUUGCACAAGCAUUUGAAAAUACACUCAAAGAUUUCAUUGACGCUGAUGAUGGCAUGCGUACUCGUAACUUUCUUCAGCUUGUUGCUGAGGCUGUUUCUGAAUCUGGAAUAAUGGACCGCCUUCUCAAAGUUCAGAAGCUUGAUGUAUAUGAUAUAGAAGGUGCUAUUCAUGCAUAUUACGAUGCAGUGUCUCAACCAUGUGUAGUGUGUAAGGAAUUAGGUGAAGACAAAGAUUUUGGUAGUUAUGAGUCUCUACAUUCAAUUCCUAUUGAUCAAAGCUUGCAGAUUGUGAGAGAUUUUUUUAUAUCUUCAACCGCCAAGGAUUUGAGUCUGAUGAUCAGUUUUUGUCCAAGACGAAAAAGAGAUCCAGAUUCUCCUUUUGGGGUCGUAUACCUUGAAUCAACUAACCAAUGUUUUGAUUAUAAGGCAUCUUUUAUUGAUCUGGAUAUGAAGCCUCUUGAGAAAAUGCCGUACUACUAUAAGCUGGAUCAAGAAAUAGUUGGUUGCUACUGUUCAAUGAUGGAGACUGUAAAUCAGCCCACAAAAUGUCUAGUUGAACCUCUGCCUGAAGAUCGAUCAACUGCCAUUGAAGACAGCUCACAUAUUUGAAAGAUAGCUAAUGGUAAUUACCUGAUGUUUUUUCAUUUCUGUAAACCUGUAUUAAUGAGAAACAAGAGGCUAGGGAGAUUAAGGCACCUCUAAGCCCCCUUAAACACCACUUUAAAAACUAAUAAAUCGCACAUUUGUGAGA